Molecule: messenger RNA, 1629 nt
Organism: Lucilia cuprina (Australian sheep blowfly)
Lineage: Eukaryota; Metazoa; Arthropoda; Insecta; Diptera; Calliphoridae
Product: farnesol dehydrogenase
Exons: 3
Coding region: 16-777 (253 amino acids)
Molecular function (GO): oxidoreductase activity
Source: RefSeq, a predicted model, not a curated record
AACAGUUCAUUUACCAUGGAACGUUGGUCGCAAAAAGUAGCUGUAAUCAGUGGUGCUAGUGCCGGUAUAGGUGCAGCCUGUUGCAAAGCUCUAGUAACAUCCGGUAUGCUGGUAGUAGGCUUAGCUCGACGGCAAGAACUUAUUUUAAAACUAAAAGAUGAACUUCCCGUAAAAUUACGCAAUAAUCUACAUGCUUUACGCUGCGAUGUAACGCAAGAGGAUCAAGUAACUCAAGCAUUCGAGUGGACACAGAAACACUGUGGCGGCUGUGAUGUUCUUAUAAAUAAUGCUGGAAUUAUAGCCACCACUGAGUUGUCACAACGUAAUAAUACCAAAGAAAUACGUCAAACUUUGGAUACAAAUCUUUUGGGUACGGUAUUGUGUACCCGUGAAGCUUUUCAUUCUAUGCGCACGCAAAAGAAUGGUCAGGGUCAUAUUGUGAUUGUCAAUAGUGUAGCUGGUCAUCAGGUGCCAAAUUUAGGUCCAGAUUUACCUUCACUUAAUAUUUAUCCAGCUACUAAAUUUGCUUUGAAGGCAAUGAAUGAAAUCUAUCGUCAAGAGUUUCAACGUCAUAAGACACAAGUUAGAGUAACGACCAUUAGUCCUGGCAUUGUAGAUACUGAUAUUUUACCGGUGGAUAUAUUGAAUGUAGUUAAAGCUAUGAUGCCUAUGUUAAAACCUUCCGAUGUCGCUGAUGCUAUUUUGUGGGCUUUGGGUACACCUCCCAAUGUACAGGUUCAUAACAUCACUAUCAAACCAAUGGGAGAGAAAUUUUAAAAAAUAUUUGCAAUUUAUGAAAAAUUCCAGACUACAGGCCAGACUACAAUAGUUCAGACUAAAUUCUUGUCUAGUUUGAUUUAUAGAACAGACUGUAGUCUUUACUAUUGUCCAGACGGCCAGUCUGUAACACAAAAAUAUAUUCUAGUCUAUAUUUUAUUAUUUUCUUUUUAGGUACUAUAGUCUAGUAUACAGUCCAGUAUAUAGUAUCGACUAUAGUCUCUUAAUAAGUCUACUAUACAGUCCAGCUUCUGUAUAAUACAUACUAUAGUGUAAUAUAGAGUCCAGACUAUAAACUAGUCUAUGGCCCCUAUCCUGCAUUUCAAUUUGAAUCGAAAUUUUCUUCGUUUGGCAACUUUGGUAUUCUGCAUUUCGAUUCGACUCUCCGCCACAUAACAACUUAGACCUGGUUCACACUAGGAAACUUUUGAUUUUUAUGUGUGAGAGAAAGAAAAGUUUCUCAACAAAAGUUUCCCAGUGUGAACCAGGUCUUACAAAAACGUAAGUACGAUCGAAAUGCAAAAUACACACAAUCGUAAUGUAUUGAAAAGAAAUGGAAUUGCAUCUUCUUUUUCUUACGAUUCAGGUUUUUGUUGGAAUACCUUUUUUCGAUCAUUGCGUAACUGAAUGCAUAAACGUAAUCGAAAUGCUGAAUAGGGGUGUAUAGUUCAGAUUAUAUUAUAGUCUUUAGUCCACAGUUCUGACUAGACAGUAGUACAGACUUUAGUCUAUCUCAUUGUCCAAACUAUAAUGUAGUCUACAGCCGAAAUAUAAUUUUGCGUUCAAUCUUAUUAAUUAAAUUACAAUUGUUUCUUAUUUUAAGUAAACAUUAAAUUUAUUAUAUAAAAUAUA